This is a messenger RNA of Aureobasidium subglaciale EXF-2481, 1656 nucleotides long. RefSeq lists its product as uncharacterized. Gene Ontology annotation, cellular component: plasma membrane. Bases 150 to 1265 code for a protein of 371 amino acids. NCBI's taxonomy places the organism in Eukaryota, Fungi, Ascomycota, Dothideomycetes, Dothideales, Saccotheciaceae. The record is from RefSeq and is a predicted model, not a curated record. The transcript is spliced from 2 exons. Gene Ontology annotation, biological process: peptide modification; carbohydrate metabolic process.
CACGACUAGAUCGUGCGCAGUCUCCCAGUCCUAAUACAUCACUCGAAUCACUUUGACAAGAGCGGCUCUUGUUUAACAUCACGGAACCAACAACGUGUUCCAGAGCUUAUUCAUCUACCCCGCAUCGUUCGCGCAUCGCUACAUACAAAAUGCCACCCCGUUACUUCAAGAACGACGAGGCCCUUAGCAGCAGAGACCCGCACAAGCAGCUCAUUGCUUCGCUCACUCGCCUGGUAGUCCAGCAUCCGCCUGCUGAACUGCGUGCUGGCGGUGGCUUCUAUAAUGGUCCAACCAGUAUUGCUUACCUGUUUCUCGUCCUGCAGCAGCUCUACUCGGAUCUGAUCAUCGAGGGCAUACAACUCGGCACUUGGUCCGCUACCUACCUGAAGCAAUCUCAGGACCACAUCAAAUCAUUCCCAGGCCCUCGCGUAGGCAAGUGCGGUAUCGCCGAUGAUAUCCUAGCACUUCUGGCCAUAGGCGCAGCCAGCUCGAAAGAUGCGGAUAUGGCAGCAGAACUCUGCGACUAUGCUGCCGAAGUACUCGACCAGGACAGUGAAAAUGAAUGGCUAUACGGACGCGCCGGCUAUCUCUACUACCUGCGCCUGGUCAAGGCAGCAUUCAUAGAUGACGCCAAAGUCUCGCAGAUGAUUGCUGACACGCAGGAAGAUGUUGUCGAAGCCAUUAUGAAGUCGGAGAGACCAUGGAAGUGGCACGGCAAGAGCUACGUUGGUGCAGUUCACGGCCUCAUCGGCAUCAUCACACAGGUGACGCUGACCGACCCUGAGCGCUACGCAAGAGCUGUCGAGGCUGACCUCUCGGUCCUCCUGACGUAUCAGUUCGACAGUGGAAACUGGCCCAGCAGUCUCCCUCCCGGUAAAGAUAAGCUGGUGCAGGUAUGCCAUGGUGCCCCCGGAGUGGUCAGCUCUCUACUCUCAAUCAAAGAUCACUUCCCCAAGCUCUCAAGCAGGAUCGACAGCGCGAUCCGCAAAGGCAGAGAUUGCAUCCUGGAGCGCGGUCUUCUUACAAAAGAGCCAUGCUUGUGCCACGGCAUCUCAGGCAACGCUCUCGCACUCGACGAAGAACAAUGCCAGCAUUUCUUGACUUACACAACUGGUCACGAGAUGAAGGGGCUGGAGAAAGAUGGCUUGGUAGAGAAGUCGGACAAUCCGGAAGGGCUCUGGGGCGGCGAGGCAGGGCGUGCAUGGGCAUGGGCGGUCAUGGACAAGGGUCUGCCCAAGAGACUGCUUGGCUACAAUGACAUCUGAGAGAUUGUGAUGGACAAUGACCACCAGCCUUUUGAUUCGAUCGAUUGCAGUUGGAGGGAAUCUCGGGCGUGUGUAACGACGGCAGCGGGCAAACGCACGCAAACACAGCUCACAGACGAGGCACAACGCGCGAGACAGCCGGCUGCAGGGGGCCCUGACUAGUGGUUUUACGACAUGACGAAUAAUGCAUCAUAGAGGCAGGCAGAUGGCUGGAGCUCCAGCAAGGCAUGCCAGACGGGAGUUUGAAGAUCAAACAGAGAGACACAUUGACAUGACGGUUGCUGGGUAUAUAGCACAAAGCAAGAACAGCGAUGACGAAGUGAUGAUUGAUGCACGACGUGUUUACCGUGUGCGCGUUGAGUGUUUGCGAAACAUAAUUUCCUUCUCCAAC